Drosophila persimilis is the source of this 1850-nucleotide messenger RNA. It is a transcript of the gene sina, whose product is annotated as E3 ubiquitin-protein ligase sina. Gene Ontology annotation, cellular component: cytoplasm. Gene Ontology annotation, molecular function: ubiquitin protein ligase activity; ubiquitin conjugating enzyme binding; zinc ion binding. The transcript is spliced from 2 exons. Gene Ontology annotation, biological process: multicellular organism development; proteasome-mediated ubiquitin-dependent protein catabolic process. The coding region runs from base 579 to 1523 and encodes 314 amino acids. NCBI's taxonomy places the organism in Eukaryota, Metazoa, Arthropoda, Insecta, Diptera, Drosophilidae. The record is from RefSeq and is a predicted model, not a curated record.
CAGUAGCAGCAGCAGCAGCCAGCAGCAGUAGCAACAGCAAAAGCAACAAAAGCGAACUUGUAUUCAAUGGAUGUGUGCGCGAGAGGCGAAUAAAAGAAAAUUAGAUAAAAAAGCCAAAUGAAAUUAGCGCACGCCUGAAAUUCGAGUUUGGCGCAAGGUGAACCAAAAGGCGAAAAGCAAUCAAAACAGUUUCCAUUUGCUGUCGGUGUGCGUGCCGUUUUUCCUGCGAAAGAAAAACCACCUGCAUUGAUUUAUAGUUAAAGAAAAAAGAGACGUAUCCGAACGGGAUGGGUCAGUGCAUUGCUGCCAUAAAGGCUGACUGAUAAAAAAAACCCCAGCCACUCACAUACACACACACACACACACGCACGCCAACACCAGCGCACCCGCACCAAUACAGUGGCAGCCUGCUAUUGACGCAGCGGCAGCGGAAGGAGACGGAGAGCACAAAAAGCACAAAAAAUUGUUCCCGGACGAACCGGAACGGACUGGCACUCCGCACAGGACUCCACGUUCACGGAAGAGAGAGAUUUAGAAAAAACUAUAGAGAUAUUCGUUUCGCGGAGAGAAAAAUUCCAAUGUCAAAUAAAAUCAACCCGAAACGCCGUGAACCGACAGCAGCCGCAGCAGCAGCAGGAGCACCCACGGCAGUGGCCACCAACACGAGCAGCUCGACCGGCUCCAGUGCCGGCAACACCUCCUCGGCCAACACAUCCUCAUCGUCCAGCUCCUCGCUGUCUUCCGCCGGUGGCGGUGAUGCGGGCAUGUCCGCCGACCUAACAUCGCUAUUCGAAUGCCCCGUUUGCUUUGACUAUGUGCUGCCCCCGAUCCUGCAAUGCUCAAGCGGGCACUUGGUGUGCGUCUCGUGCCGCUCCAAGCUCACCUGCUGCCCCACAUGCCGCGGUCCGCUGGCCAAUAUCCGUAACCUGGCCAUGGAGAAGGUUGCCUCGAACGUAAAGUUCCCGUGCAAGCAUUCGGGCUACGGGUGCACUGCCUCGCUUGUAUACACAGAGAAGACCGAACACGAGGAGACCUGCGAGUGUCGGCCCUACCUGUGCCCUUGCCCGGGGGCCUCCUGCAAAUGGCAGGGACCGCUCGACCUAGUCAUGCAGCACCUGAUGAUGUCCCACAAGAGCAUCACAACGCUGCAGGGCGAAGACAUUGUGUUUCUGGCCACCGACAUUAAUCUGCCCGGCGCCGUCGAUUGGGUGAUGAUGCAGUCCUGCUUCGGCCACCACUUCAUGCUCGUCCUCGAGAAGCAGGAGAAGUACGACGGACACCAGCAGUUCUUCGCUAUAGUCCAGCUGAUCGGCUCGCGCAAGGAGGCCGAGAACUUUGUGUACCGCCUCGAGCUGAACGGAAACCGCCGCCGCCUCACCUGGGAGGCAAUGCCGCGUUCCAUACACGAGGGCGUUGCCUCCGCCAUACACAAUUCGGAUUGCCUGGUGUUCGACACAUCGAUUGCGCAGCUCUUCGCCGACAAUGGGAAUCUGGGUAUCAAUGUGACCAUCUCUCUGGUCUAGGCAGCCGCGACUCGCCUCGCGUCCGUAAAUCGCCCAAUUAAAUUUUUUUUUUAUUUCUGUUUACAUAUUUGUCGUAUAUAUAUAAAAUACCAUAUAGUUUAGCCCUUUGUUCGCAUCAUACGUCUAAUUCGUAGGUUCUUCAAAGUUUGAAUUGUAGAAAGAAACGAAAGAAAGAGGAAAAGAAGGAAGCAAGGGUGGAUAGUAGAGAGAUAAGCGGCGGCAAAAGCAGCAUUAGAAUCGUUUUAAAAACGAUUCUUCGUUCUAUAUGCACACCCUCAUAAUACACCACACACCCCAUACAUACAAAUAUAAUUGCAUAUAAAUCUA